Messenger RNA from Aspergillus aculeatinus CBS 121060, 1146 nucleotides. Its product is annotated as ribosylnicotinamide kinase. Bases 67 to 1122 code for a protein of 351 amino acids. The record is from RefSeq and is a predicted model, not a curated record. Lineage: Eukaryota; Fungi; Ascomycota; Eurotiomycetes; Eurotiales; Aspergillaceae. The transcript is spliced from 2 exons.
UUCCGAGCCACCUACCUACCUAGGCCUCAGCAUCAUCAUCAUCAUAAUCAUCACCAAACAUCCAAAAUGCCCCCUCCAACACCCACCAUAAUAAUCGGCCUCUCCGGCCCCUCCAGCAGCGGCAAAACCACCCUCGCGCGCCUGCUGCACCGCAUCUUCACCCUCCCUCCGGACGCAUCCACCCCAGCUCCCCCUCCCCAAAUCCGAUCCCUCCUCAUCCACGAAGACGACUUCUACCACCCGGACGAUAAAAUCCCCCUCACAACCCUCCCAACCGGCACGGUGCUCCAAAACUGGGACACAGCGGGGGCCCUCGACCUGGGCUUCCUGGCGGCCUCGCUGGAAUACGUCCGGACGCACGGACGGCUGCCGCCGCGGCUGCGGUCGAAGGAGGAUCAGAAUGAUACGCAGCCGGUGGAUGAUGAUACCAGUGCCAGCACAGGGGCUGCGGGGGAGGGGCAGGGGCAGGAGCAGGUCGUGGAGGCGUUGCGGAGGCGGGUGCAGCAGCGGCUUGGGGCGGAUGCGGGGACGAAGACGGUCGCGUUCAUGGAAGGGUUUUUGCUCUUCGCGCCUCCAUGCGACACCGCUGCGGCGGCGGCAGCGCAGCACCCGCUGAGGGAGGUCCAUGAGCGGAUGGAUGGGCGGUUGUUUUUGCCGGCGGCGUAUGAGAAGGUCAAGGAGCGGCGGGAGAGGAGGUCCGGGUAUGUGACGAUUGGGGCGGCGCCGGUGCCGGAGGGAGCAGCAGCGGAGGGGGAACAGCAGGGUAACGGUAGUGGUGACGCGGUGAAAGACGACCGGGAAAGUAUCGACUUGGAGGCGGAGGAUGAUCGGCCGCCGCAGAAUUUCUGGACCGAUCCCCCCGGCUAUGUCGACGAUAUCGUCUGGCCCAAUUAUGUCAAGGAUCAUGCGUGGUUGUUGCUCCCGGAGAGGGAAACGGAGGACGAGGACCGCUUGCUGAGGGAGUCGGAUCCCCAGGUGCUGGUCCGGCUCGUGGGCCAGGGGACUCGCUUGCGAGAAAAUGCCGGGGUCACCGUUGCUCCGGGGCGCGGGGAUAAACCCAUCACGGAGCUCUUGACUUGGGCAGUGGAGGAAGUGUUGAAGCACCUAGAGAAAACGGUAUAGACGGUAUAGACAACCUGCAAAGCC